Molecule: messenger RNA, 1629 nt
Organism: Penicillium longicatenatum
Lineage: Eukaryota; Fungi; Ascomycota; Eurotiomycetes; Eurotiales; Aspergillaceae
Product: putative acyl-CoA dehydrogenase
Exons: 4
Coding region: 1-1629 (542 amino acids)
Molecular function (GO): acyl-CoA dehydrogenase activity; flavin adenine dinucleotide binding
Source: RefSeq, a predicted model, not a curated record
AUGUCAAAAACUUUUACCAAGGACGACGUGGCGUCGCAUAGCAAGGGCGACAGCCUGUAUAUUGUGAUCGAUGAGGACGUCUACGAUGUCACUAAGUUUCAAGAUGAGCACCCUGGCGGCAAGAAAAUACUUCAGCGAGUGGCCGGGAAGGAUGCCUCGAAACAGUUCUGGAAGUACCACAAUGAGGGGAUCCUAAAGAAGUACAAGGCUCAACUUCAAAUUGGUUCGUUGGAUACCAAGGCCGCACCAACACCGGCGCCUGCCGCCCCAGCCCCCAAAGCCGAGCCGAAGCCGCAAGCUGCUUCGGGCGAUGUGAAGCCCCCAGCCACUGCGGAGCCACAGGAUCCUUUUGGCGAGUUGAUUCCUUUUGCCGACCCUUCAUGGUACCAGGGUUACUCCUCUCCCUACUUCAAUGAGACCCACGCUGCUCUUCGCGAGGAGAUUCGCCAAUGGGUUGACACAGAGAUCGAGCCUUAUGUCACCGAGUGGGAUGAGGGCAAGGAGGUCCCCGCCCAUAUCUACAAGCAGAUGGGCGAACGAGGCUACUUGGCCGGUCUGCUGGGUGUCAAAUACCCCGAGCAGUACACCCAAUACCGUGUGAAGGCUGUGGCACCGGACCGCUGGGACUUGUUCCACGAGAUGCUGCUGACUGAUGAGCUGUCGCGCGCCGGCAGCGGUGGUCUCGUAUGGAAUCUGGUCGGUGGGUACGGUAUUGGUUGCCCACCCCUCGUGAAAUUUGGAAAGAAGGAACUGGUGGACCGUAUUCUCCCCGGCAUUCUGGCAGGUGACAAGCGUAUUUGCUUGGCCAUCACUGAGCCCGAUGCCGGUAGUGAUGUUGCGAGCCUUGGUUGUGAGGCGAAGCUUAGCGAGGAUGGCAAGCAUUACAUUGUUAACGGCGAGAAGAAGUGGAUUACCAACGGUGUUUGGGCCGACUACUUCACCACCGCUGUGCGGACGGGUAAGCCUGGUAUGAACGGUCUCAGCGUUCUGCUCAUUGAGCGCGAGGCCGGUGGUGUCAGCACCCGCCGCAUGGACUGCCAGGGUGUCCUGAGUAGUGGUACCACUUAUGUUACCUUUGAGGACGUCAAAGUGCCCGUGGAGAAUCUGAUCGGCAAGGAGAACCAGGGUUUCAAGGUCAUCAUGACUAACUUCAACCAUGAGCGUAUCGGUAUCGUCAUCCAGUGUGUCCGCUUUGCCCGAGUUUGCUAUGAAGAGUCCGUCAAGUACGCCCACAAGCGCAAGACUUUCGGCAAACGCCUGAUUGACCACCCCGUCAUCCGCAUGAAGCUCGCCCAUAUGGCUCGCCAGAUUGAGGCCACCUAUAACUGGUUGGAGAAUAUCAUCUUCCAGUGCCAGUGCAUGGAAGAGACCGAGGCGAUGUUGAAGCUGGGUGGUGCCAUUGCCGGCCUAAAGGCGCAGUCUACCCAGACUUUCGAAUUCUGUGCCCGCGAGGCCAGUCAGAUCUUUGGUGGUCUGAGCUACAGCCGGGGUGGCCAAGGUGGCAAGAUCGAGAGACUAUACCGCGACGUGCGCGCCUACGCUAUCCCUGGUGGAAGUGAGGAGAUCAUGCUGGAUCUAAGCAUGCGCCAGAGCUUGCGUGUGCAUGAGAUGUUUGGUAUGAAGCUAUAA